AUGGAUGACAAGCACGUGAAGGAAAAAUAUGCCCUUCAUGAAAAUAGAUACUCACCUACUGAAAUUGUCCUCCCCAGUAAAAACCAACCAACACUACCCAAACAACUCCAAUCGAGUCACUCCUUCUUCCUCAAGGAGCUGGUGACUCGUAUGAUGGGUAUUUCGGGAUCUUUGCUUUGUCAGCUACUGCUGGUCGCCUAUGCCUGGGGCGGUGCUGUGGCCUUUCUGGUGAUCUUAAAGUCGGGCAGACAACACGCGAAGCGAGCGAGCGACUGCGCAAGCUCCCGGAAGAGUUUGGUUCGGGUUCGAAAGAUAGGGAGGAUUUUGGUUGGUGCAUAA
This is a messenger RNA of Durusdinium trenchii, 339 nucleotides long. The record is from the annotation of a GenBank genome assembly. NCBI's taxonomy places the organism in Eukaryota, Dinophyceae, Suessiales, Symbiodiniaceae.